Messenger RNA from Colletotrichum orchidophilum, 2178 nucleotides. RefSeq lists its product as uncharacterized. The transcript has 2 exons. Gene Ontology annotation, cellular component: nucleus. Bases 1 to 2178 code for a protein of 725 amino acids. The record is from RefSeq and is a predicted model, not a curated record. Gene Ontology annotation, molecular function: zinc ion binding; RNA polymerase II cis-regulatory region sequence-specific DNA binding; DNA-binding transcription activator activity, RNA polymerase II-specific. Gene Ontology annotation, biological process: regulation of transcription by RNA polymerase II; DNA-templated transcription. NCBI's taxonomy places the organism in Eukaryota, Fungi, Ascomycota, Sordariomycetes, Glomerellales, Glomerellaceae.
AUGCUUUCCUUUCCAUUACCCGACAUCCGAUAUCCAUCUGCAGCCAUAUGCCGAUGGCCACUUCCCGCUGAUCAGAACCCACUUCGCCCAGGGAAACUGAAACUGUCUAUUGCUAUGUCCGACGUGCAACAGAUGGACGAAAUACGAACCCGCCGGCGCCGAAGGGAGCGGCCGAUGCUCGUCUGCCUCGAAUGUCAUCGCCGAAAGCUGAAAUGCAAUAAGCAACGGCCCUGCGACCGGUGCACAAAGAAUAACCCACCACUCAGAUGCACUUACUUCAAACCAGCCGUCGGCUCCGCGCCGAAGCCUUCGCCCCGUGAGCAGCAACAAGCAUCCAAUGAUCCAGACCAAAGACCCAAUGCCAGUCAUAAGCCGGGGCACUCUGGCGAUCCAGUAGACGCAAGAUCUGGCAACAUAUCGUCAGCUGCACCCCGCAGCGCUUCAGCUGCUGAAUGGAGGGACAGGAGCCCGGAGGAGGAGGAUGGGGACUUUCCGACUCCUGAGCCCCAAGAUGGCUUGCUGGAAGCAUGUGGGAAUGCAGACGCACCUGCUAUGUCCGACAACGCCGGGGACACGACCGUAAAGCCGAGCAAACUCAAUUCCACAAGAACCUGGUACGGGCGUAGUGCCGUCCCCUGGCUUUUUCCAAAGUUUCAACAUAUCAUGUCUCUCAUGCGCCGAACUGGAUUCUCUUUACCAAGUGGCGAGUUUGCAACCUUCAACGACUUCAAAUCUCAACUCUAUCAGCGGCGGACCCUCUUUCUCGCAGAGGCACAGGGGCCCCAACUGUCCAUCUUUGAAGAGUUCCCACCCAGAAACACAACCGAGUGCCUAAUUCAGAGGUAUUUCCACACUUUUGGCUCAGUCUUUGCGCUCCUACAGAAGUCAACCUUCCAAGAUCAAACUCUGAAGUUUUGGGGAAAGCCCGAAAGCGUGUCAAUCUCCACAUGCAUACAAAUUUUGCUAGUAAUCGCCAUUGGUAACGGAACCAUUGACAAUGCCAGUGGCCGACUGCCGGACGCCAAAAUUGAGGGAUGGUGGCAUCUUAUUCUGGCAUGGCAGGGCGUCGCACUGCGUUCAAAUCCUUGUGAUGUUGGCACGCUUCAAGCAUGCUGCCUGAUUGACAUCAUGAGGCAGGUUUACAGUCUGGAUUCUGCUGCGACUUGGUCCUCAUCCGGUAUGCUGGUGCGAAAUGCCAUGUUGGCAGGUCUACACCGCGAUCCCUCCGUCACAGGCGAUUGCCCCUCCAAGGAUGAGUUCGAGGCUCAGCAGAACCUGUGGUACACAAUCCUGGAGCUGGAUUUGCAAAGCUCAAUGAAUGAGGGUGUUUUACCAACGAUAGGCCCAGAUGACUGGGACAUGCCACUGCCAGCAGCGUCAAAACCGAAUGGAAAUAUUGAGGGAGUCCACUUGGAUGUCUCAUUCCCGGUGGGCUACUUGAUAUUGACCUUGAGGACGCGGAUGCGGAUUGCCAAAUUCCUCAACGACAUUAAAUGCUCAACGAAGUACGAAGAGGCUUCCAGUCUACAGGACGAGUUUGAAGUUCUAGCGCAUCCGCUGCUAGCAAAUGGCCCUUCUGAUCCUGCAAACUUUGCGUUGUGUCUGUCGACCAUUCUCUGUCAGAGAUCAUUACUGGCCCUUCAUGUACCGUUUGGAAUUCAAAGACGCUCCACAUUGGCCUUUUCAUACACCCUUUGCAUCAGUACCGCCAUUUCAAUCCUCGAGACUAUUGAUCCUCCCGACAAGCUAGCCAAACCCCAAGACUCGGGUGGGCUUGUGAACAUGAUGAGGACAUCCGGGUCUCUGUUUCGUACUGUGGCUCUGCAAGCGGUUCUAUUUCUCUGUUAUCAACUGGAGGCCUCCAUCAAGGACAACAAGCCUUGGACUUUGAUCGCCGAGCUCAGAGACCGGAUAAUAGACAUCGUCGACCGCUAUGCCCUCAUCGCUGAGAGAAGGCUGGCGACGCAAGACUUUGUUGGAAAGGCAUUCAUCAUCGCCCACAUGGUGUCGGCGAAAGCCAAGCUUGUGAGAAUGGGACACAGCGGCCUGGAAAUCGAUGCGGCCACUCCGGCUAUGGCCACAGACAUCGCCGAGGUUUGUUUCUCAAUCUUCCGCAACCGGCCAGAUAUUCCUGGCCCUGGCCAUGAAAACGCGGUUUCAAUGUCGCUUCUUGAUUAG